Molecule: messenger RNA, 3585 nt
Organism: Haliotis rubra (blacklip abalone)
Lineage: Eukaryota; Metazoa; Mollusca; Gastropoda; Lepetellida; Haliotidae
Product: E3 ubiquitin-protein ligase TRIM56-like
Exons: 3
Coding region: 1149-3068 (639 amino acids)
Molecular function (GO): zinc ion binding
Source: RefSeq, a predicted model, not a curated record
AUGCGUGUACAUGCUUAGAAUCCGUGCCGAGUUUAAUGACAAGAAAACAUUCUAGCGUCAAAGAGCACCGUUCACCAUUUUUCGAAAGUAAGUCCCAAAAUUAAUACAUUCAUCAAAUAUUGGAACAGGCUGUCACAGAGAGAAACCCCAGUUCCUGGCCCUACGUAGUAUACAUAAUUGAAGGAUGACCUGCUGUAAUAGAACUGUACCACAUGACCACUUCUUUUCAAAUACCGUGUUUGGAUUAUAUAGUCAGUCAGAUAUGUCUGUCUAUGAGCAGUAACAUACUAACAGAAAACAGAGCGUGGCGGAUUUCAUGUUAUUGCUAGGCCUGUCAAUCACAAUCGCGGGAAUUUCACCAGGUUUCCAAAAUAAUUUCUUAUAAUAUACUGUCGGUUUGUUAAAUCAUACUGUUGCUUAUAGUGGACGCUUUCAUGAGUGAAUUAUUUGGGAUUGAAUUUUUGUUUGUUUGUUGUUUAACGCCACACACAGCAAUAUUCCAGCUAUACGGCGGCGGUCUGUAAGUAAAUAAGCAAGUAAUCGAGUCUGGACCAAACAAUCCAGUGAUCAACACCAUGAGCAUCGCUCUACGCAAUUGGGAUCCCGUUAGCCGCCUCUUACCACAGUCAUGGGUUGCUGAAGACUGUUUCUAACCCUAUCACACGUUUGUUCUAUUCUUGGUAGCACUAUUCCUGCUUCUUGGUGGUGGCGUGUAAACCGUAAUACUAUAAUCGACCAUAUAAUCAAAUGAUUGAUAUUAAGAGCAAUGACUGAGGACUACAAUGAUCAAGGAUAUCAUAGACACAGACCACUUGCUGCACAAUGUCGUAACUUGCUACACACAGGUUGGUGGGAGCAUAUCUAUCCUGAAUCCAAGUGUGGCCUUGAUUAAAAAUGGAGGAAAAACAACAUGAAAUGAAACUAUAUGUUUAAAGCGUAUCUCGUUAGUGUUUUUGUAUCUGUUAAUGAGACAAGGGACGAGACAAUGUAGAAUCGUAACAAUGUUUACCAAACCAAAGUAACAUUAAACAUAUUACACAGUGGGCUGCUGUUUUGAGUAUUAUUCAGCAUGCGGCAGCUUAAUAAGGGAAAAGUGGCAGUGGGGUUGCCAAGUGGUUAAAGCGUUCGCUCGUCACGCCGAAGACCCGAUGGCGACCGCCAAGAAACUGACAGACAACCACCUCACCUGUGUCAUCUGUACGGAGGUGUUCACAGACCCUGCCACACUUCAGUGUAAUCACACAUUCUGUAAGUCUUGUCUGUUGAAAUACACCAACACACAGCCUGAAGCAAUACAAGCCAAGUCCAUCCCAUGUCCCUCCUGUAGACAACUGACGAAGGUGACCACCCCUGACAGUCCAGUAGAGGAGUGGGUCAGUCAGCUGAAACCAAGCCACGUCAUACAGGGGCUGAUGGACGACUUUGGACCAGGGACAGAAGCUGGCGAUGUUAAUAACUGCAGUGUUUGCAAAACACAAGGGAAGACAACCCCUGCCACCUCCUGGUGCUCCAUCUGUGACGAUGUCUUCUGUGAUGGAUGUCUGAAGUUGCACAACAUGAUGCCAAUGUCACGUGACCAUGAAGUUGUGGGUGUGUCUAAUUCUACCAAAAGAAAAGCCAAGCAACGCUUUAUGUGUAAAAUCCACAAAGACAAACUGAUCGAGUUGUUCUGUAAGGAUUGUAGGAUGGCCAUUUGUCAUACAUGCUGUAGUAUAAAACACAGGAAAUGUGACGAUGUUGAUACUUUAGAUAACAUGACCCCUGUUGUGAGAGAACACCUGUCAAAUCAAAAUCAAGAACUGAAAAUUAAAAUGACAACUUCAGAAAACGAGGUAAUCUUCAAGAAAUCUGAAAUUAAAGAAAUAAAGACAAAUGCGCAAAGUAUCAGAAAUGAAAUCAGAAAAUUACGACAGACUGUGGUAGAAGUGAUUUUACGGAAGGAGAAACAACUCCUUGAUAAAGUCGACCGAUCUACUGAUGAACAAUUACAGGAAUUACAAGCACAAAUAACAUCCCAGGAGAUUGAUCUGCAGAUGUACCAGCAACAGUAUGAGUUCACAGCCACUGCUGUCACGUCCAACUGUGAGAUGGACAUGUAUGCCGUCUAUGAGUCGGUGGGUGAGGAGUCGACAGACAACAGAGACAAGGACAACCGACCAGCGCCAGGAAAGGUUGUAUUCACUCACGACAUGGAGAAGCUGAGUAAAGCAGUGGAUGAGCUACAGCUAGGGAAGGUUGAAGUUGUCGGUGGUGUCAGUGACCACCAGUCUACCCCUGUUCUACAUCACACUAUUGACUGUAAGGCAGAUGAUGACCGUUUGAAUACUGUUAUGUUUGGCGUCACAGUGUUGACUGUUGAUGGUAUAAAAGUAACAGUAGUUGCAGAUCACUUAAACAACAGCAUCAAAACAUAUCAAACAUCAAAACCAAAUACGCAUGGCUAUCAUCUGCUGCUUUCCAGUGGUCCUUGUCAAAUAGCAAAGUUAAGUGAGAGUCGGAUAGCUGUCUGUGUUCCAAACAGUAGGGAAAUAGUUACAGUGGAUGUUACACCAGAUCCUGUAUUGAUGUCAACUAUCCAAACAAGAAAAAAGUACUUCUCUCUAGCCUGUCUGAGUCCUUCACAGCUGGUGGCAGGUACAUGCCUACAGUCUCACUCUGUGGACAUACUGGACAUGACAGGGAAGAUACUGAAGUCUAUCAACACGGGUGUCAUAAAGAAUCCAGACUGUAUCCAUGUCACAAGUAAUAACAACUUGAUAGUCAGUGAAACAUCAGUAAAAUCCCUCGUAUCUGUGACUAGUGAAGGAGAAGCUGUUUUCACCUACACUCCCACAGGAGACAGAGCUAUGAUAAAUCCGUGGGGUAUCACAACAACCAGCACAGGAGAUAUCCUGCUUGUAGACUGCAACUCCCACAAGGUGAUUCAGCUGACCGAGUCAGGGCAGUUUGUCAGGGAUGUCCUCACACAACAGGAUGGUCUGAAAUAUCCUCGUGAUAUCUGUCUUGAUGGGGACGGGUUUCUGUAUAUUGCGUGUAAGCAUGAUAUCAGAGUAUUUAAAUUUAAAUGAAAGGUGCGUGUACAAAGUGAGACAUGUUUAGAUUCCGUGCCGGUUUUAAUAACAAAAAUCAUUCCAGCCAUCAAAGAGUACCGUUCACCAUUUUUCGAACGUAACUCCCAAAAUUACGACAUUGAUCAAAUAUUAGAACAGGCUGUCAUGGACAGAAGCCCCAGUUCGUGGCUCUUUGUAAUACAGAUAUGCAGGAUGACCUACUGUAAUUGAACCAUGACACAUGUCAGGUAUUGUCUGUUUAUGAAUAUCUUUUCAUAUCCUUUGUUUGGAGUGAAUAGUCAGCCAGAUAUGUCUGCCGAUGAGCAUUAACAGAAAACAGAGAGUUGCGGACAUCAUGUUAUCGCUAGGCCUGUCUAUCACAAUCGCGGCAACUUCACCACGUUUGCAAAUUAAUUUCUUAUAAUUUACUGUUGCUUUGUUAAACCUUACUGUUGCUUAUAGUGGACGCUUUAAUGAGGGAAUUAUUUGGGACUUAUUAAGUGCUAUUAAGUAUUGUCCAUAGCGAGCAUCGUCA